Dibothriocephalus latus is the source of this 825-nucleotide messenger RNA. The record is from the annotation of a GenBank genome assembly. Lineage: Eukaryota; Metazoa; Platyhelminthes; Cestoda; Diphyllobothriidea; Diphyllobothriidae.
AUGUCAGAUAUCACAAUCAGGCUCAAAUCUCCCAAGGAUGAGAAGUCUAUAAAAAUUAAGGAAGAUGCAACAAUAAAAGAGUUGAGAGCUGAGGCCGCAAAGGCAUAUUCUGCCGAUGAGAGCCGCGUCUGUCUGAUUUUUGCUGGAAAAAUCUUGAAGGAUGAGGACACAUUAUCUCAGCACAAGCUUAAAGAUAACCUUGUGGUUCACAUCGUUAUUAAGCGGGCCUCUUCACCUUUUUUCUUCCUUUGUCCAGGAGGAGGCAACCUUUUCUCCUCGAUGCAGCAGAAUAUGCAGCGUCAGGUCCUCCAGAAUCCGGAGCUGCUCAGAACCAUGGUUGAGAGUCCGCUUGUUCAAUCCCUCAUGAGUAAUCCCGAAGUUAUGCGCAGUAUUAUGCAGGCUAAUCCACAGAUGAGGCAACUCAUGGAGCGAAAUCCCGAGCUUAAUCGGAUGCUUAACAAUCCGGAGGUUUUGCGCCAGUCCAUGGAAAUUGCUUCUAAUCCAGCCAUGAUGCAAGAGCUGAUGCGCUCCUACGAUCGCGCUGUGCUCAACAUGGAAUCUAUGCCCGGUGGUAGCAGUCAUUUACAGAACAUCUUUGAGGACAUCCAGGAACCCAUGAUGAACGCCAUGUCUUCCAUGGUUGGCGGUGGCGGUCAAGAGGAGUCUUCGGGCAAUCCUUUCGCCGACCUUGCUGGUACCGUCUUCUUUAGCUUCAACCGAAAAGCAUAUUUUUUUAAUGAUAAUGAUAAAAACCCCAAAUCUUCCUCCUCCUCCUCACCACCACCACCACCACCACCACCACCACCACCACCACCACCACCAUCA